AUGGAGGAUUUGAUUAUAGAAUGUGCAAUGCAUACAAUUUCUUACACUAACAAGUACCUAAUCACACUUGUUCAACCAGUAAUGUUAGGUUGUUACAUCGCAUUUGAUAUUUCUGAUCAAGAACCUGAAAAUCAGAAAUACCUGAUUGUUGCACUUUUAUACGUGCUAUGGGUAUUCUUGUCACUUGCUACGAUAUUGGGUUUUGGUUUAAUGAGGUGUGUCAGCGUACUUCUAAGCAGCUUUGCCUGUAAUUCAAUUUUACAAUCAUGUAGAAAUUGUUAUGGGUAUCUGAUUUUAAAUCAGAACGAACCUGCUGCGCCUUUUGAUUAUGGAUUUUUAUAUCAGUACCUUGUGUACUUGAUGCACAAGAAUGGUAUGAGCAUUUAUAUGCCUCCGAAUUGGAAUUUUGACUUUUCUGAUGACAUUGCCUGUUCAAAUCGCCUCACCAAGGAAUUAUAUUUGUGGUCCUUUGUUGCAAUAAUCUCGGUGCUCAUUACAAUCAUGAUGAUGCAAUACUUUGAUGGAAUGGUUUGGCAAUUCACUCUGUUUGCAACUUCGGUCGGCUUACGUGUGGUUUACUCUAUCUGGAAUACAGAUAGUGGUAAGUGGUUGGCUUUGUGUAUAUUUGCCAUUGUAAUUGUCUCAUGUGUAGUAGUCAUAUGUAUCAGGGCUAUGGCACCACUACUUGUGGUAUUGGAAUACUUUUAUUUUUUGGUUUUUAUGCAAAUGCUAUUAUUGUGCACUGCACUAAAUCACAAAAUUGUGGGAAUUAUUGUACAUUUGAAUCAGAAUGAUGCCUGUGAAGAUAAGGAGUAUGUGUUCAUGGUCUUCAUGGUGAUGAAUAUGAUAGCCAUUGCAUUGUGGACUAUUUGUCUUCUCAUUAAUGCGAAGAGCUUGCAAAGGUAA
Molecule: messenger RNA, 906 nt
Organism: Enterospora canceri
Lineage: Eukaryota; Fungi; Microsporidia; Enterocytozoonidae
Source: the annotation of a GenBank genome assembly